This is a messenger RNA of Cydia fagiglandana, 639 nucleotides long. Its product is annotated as collectin-10-like. The coding region runs from base 1 to 639 and encodes 212 amino acids. Lineage: Eukaryota; Metazoa; Arthropoda; Insecta; Lepidoptera; Tortricidae. The transcript is spliced from 5 exons. The record is from RefSeq and is a predicted model, not a curated record.
AUGAUUAAAUUUUUGUGUGUCAUUUUAUUUGCCGGAGCACACUACGCCGCUGGCGCCCCCAAUUCUGGCUACGUGUACAGCCGAGAAGCGGACGCAUGGCUGCGCCUGCACAUGGUGCCCGCCAGGUGGUCCGACGCGGGCAUGCGCUGUCUCCUCGAAGGUGGCGUUCUAGCUUCUCCCACGACCAAUGCCUUGGCCCAGGUGAUGGCAGCCAUUAUGGAUGACCACAAGCUGACUCGCAGCGUGUUCACCGGGAUCAACUCUAUCUUAGUCAGGGAAAACUUCACCUCUCUUGAAGGAGUGCCGCUGUCAUCUAUCCCGGUUGGCUGGGCCGCCGGUCAGCCGGACAACGACAAUGCUGACGAGGACUGCGUGGCGCUGACGGGCGCGGCCAAGUUGGAGGACGUUAGCUGCGAGAGCGUGCUCCCAUACUUCUGCAAGAAGGCCAGCAAGAGAAUUAACUGUGGAGAUGGAGAACAUGGUGACCCGCUCUCCGAGGCCGGAUUCAACGAGUGGAGUCUUAAUGAGCCCAAUAAUGCCACAGGAUAUGAGACCUGUGGCUCCAUUUUUGCUAGCGGACUUCUCAACGACGCUCAGUGCGAUGAACCACGCGCAUUUAUGUGCGAGUUUACCCUUUAA